Conger conger (European conger) is the source of this 4972-nucleotide messenger RNA. It is a transcript of the gene lrrc4ba, whose product is annotated as leucine rich repeat containing 4Ba. Gene Ontology annotation, molecular function: protein binding. NCBI's taxonomy places the organism in Eukaryota, Metazoa, Chordata, Actinopteri, Anguilliformes, Congridae. The record is from RefSeq and is a predicted model, not a curated record. The coding region runs from base 540 to 2777 and encodes 745 amino acids. The transcript is spliced from 4 exons. Gene Ontology annotation, cellular component: plasma membrane.
GAGAGAGAGAGAGAGAGAGAGAGAGAGAGAGAGAGAGAGAGAGAGAGAGAAGACAUCGACUCUACGCAGCUGCUGUUGGAAGCGUAGAAGAGGAAAAAAGAGCCGCCGCACCUCCGUCCAGCAUGAGCGGGAGAAUGUGCAGGCCCCAGAUCCCCAGGCUGGACUGAUGGAGCUGCCCAGAUCUGAGUACUGCGGAGCGGGGCGCCGGGCCGUGCCAGACCCUGCCGAAGAGCCGCGGACAGGCAAGAUGUAACAAGCGUUUUCUUCUCAAACAAACUUGGACCCGAGGAAAGGAAAAGCGACAAGAGGCAGAAGAAUCGGUCUUUACGCACACACAUAUAACAAACGAUCGAAGCAAGUAAAGAAAGAAGAAAAGAAUGACAUGGAAAACUAUUCGUUUUAAAUUAAACAUUCAAUAAGGUUGUGUUUUCCGAGUCUCUGAAUAAGUAAAACAAAAAAAAGUGAAAGCUACAUCCGCUUCUGGAAUCUGGAAUUGCCCUCACACACUUGGAAAAGGGGAGGGUCAUGACCCAGUUGCCAUGCGCUUUGCCACGGUGACCGGCCUCCCCAGCCCCUCCCCCCUUCUCCUCCUAUUGGCCCAGCUGCUGUUGCAGCUCCUCCCCCCUGGGCCUGGAUUGGCAGGGGCAGCCUCAUCCUGUCCCGCCCUCUGCAGCUGCUCCAAUCAGGCCAGCCGAGUGAUCUGUACGAGGCGGAACUUGGAGGAGGUGCCAGAAAGUAUAUCCGUCAACACACGUUACCUCAACCUUCAGGAAAAUUCAAUACAGGUGAUCAAGUCCGACACCUUCAAGCACCUGAGGCACCUGGAGAUCCUGCAGCUCUCCAAGAACCACAUCCGGCAGAUCGAGGUGGGAGCGUUCAAUGGCCUUCCCAACCUCAACACCCUGGAGCUGUUCGACAACCGGCUCACCCUGGUCCCGUCUCAGGCCUUCGAGUACCUCAGCAAGCUAAGGGAACUGUGGUUGCGCAACAACCCCAUCGAGACGCUCCCGGGGUACGCCUUCCACCGAGUGCCCUCUCUGCGGCGCCUCGACCUGGGCGAGCUCAAGAAGCUGGACUACAUCUCGGACGCGGCCUUCGUGGGGCUCAUCAACCUGCGCUACCUCAACCUGGGCAUGUGCGGGCUGAGGGACAUCCCCAACCUGACGGCCCUGGUGAGGCUGGAGGAGCUGGAGCUGUCGGGGAACCAGCUGAAGAUCAUCCGGCCCGGGUCCUUCCAGGGCCUGGUGUCCCUGCGCAAGCUCUGGCUCAUGCACUCGCAGGUGUCGGUCAUCGAGCGCAACGCCUUCGACGACCUCAAGAACCUGGAGGAGCUCAACCUGUCCCACAACUCCCUGCACUCGCUCCCCCAUGACCUCUUCACCCCGCUGCACCAGCUGGAGAGGGUGCACCUCAACCACAACCACUGGGUGUGCAACUGCGACGUGCUGUGGCUCAGCUGGUGGCUGAAGGAGACGGUGCCCAGCAACACCACCUGUUGCGCCCGCUGCCACGCCCCUCCGGUCCUGAAGGGGCGCUACAUCGGCGAGCUGGACCAGAGCCACUUCACCUGCUACGCCCCGGUCAUCGUGGAGCCGCCGACCGACCUGAACGUGACCGAGGGCAUGGCGGCCGAGCUGAAGUGCAGGACGGGCACCUCCAUGACCUCGGUCAACUGGAUCACGCCCAACGGCACGCUCAUGACGCACGGGUCGUACCGCGUGCGCAUCUCCGUGCUCCACGACGGCACCCUCAACUUCACCAACGUCACGCUCCGGGACACGGGCCAGUACACCUGCAUGGUGACCAACUCCGCCGGCAACACCACGGCGACGGCCGUGCUCAACGUCUCGGCGGCCGACGUCAGCGUCAACUACACCUACUUCACCACCGUCACCGUAGAGACGGUGGAGAGUGCCGAGGGCAACCCCCCGCGCCCGGAGAACCAGACCUACGUCCACAUCCUGGGCCCCACGCCUCCCGGGGACAUCUGGGGCGUGGGGACGACUCUGGCCACCACCUCGUCCUCCGUCUCGGCCUCCUGGCUGUCCCCUCGAGCGACCAAACCGCCCGACAAGGCCUUCACCGUGCCUAUAACGGAUGUCGCCAACAUCUCAGGCCUGGACGACGUGAUGAAGACCACCAAGAUCAUCAUCGGCUGCUUUGUGGCCAUCACGUUCAUGGCGGCCGUCAUGCUGGUGGUCUUCUACAAGCUACGCAAGCAGCACCAGCUACACAAGCACCACGGCCCCGCCCGCGCCAUCGAGAUCAUCAACGUGGAGGACGAGAUCGGGGCCGGGGCCGGCGCGGGCGGCUGCACCGGGCGCGGGAGCGGGAUUUCCGGGGGUUCCACCAUCCACUCCGGAGGCGGGGGAGUAGGCGGCCAGAGUUUGAGGCUGCACCACCCGGAGAUCGUUAACCUUCCCAACCUGGCCCGAGCCGAGCACCUGAACCACUACUACAAGACCCACCACUUCAACAACAACAUGAUGGGCCUCGGCAUGGGGCCAGCCUCCGGGGGGGCGGGGGGCGUCCUCAACAACAAUAACAACCCCUCCCCCCUGUCCCCGCCCGCCGCGGCCAUGCCCAUCUCCUGCACCCCCGUUCCCAUGUCCGGAAGCACCGGCUUCGGCCCCAGCUCCAUGUCCCCCCUGCCCCUCCCUCCUCUGGGAAUACACGCGUCUCUCAAGGGCUUCAUGGGCAAGAGUCAGAACCCUCAGAUCGAACCGCUCCUCUUCAAGAGCAGCUCCAAGGAAAACGUCCAAGAGACGCAAAUCUGAGGCAAACGCAGGCGAGCGAGUGUGACCAGCACACUCCUGAGGACCCCCCGCGUUCAGGUUUUUUUGGGGGGAGGGGAGCAUUUAUGGGAAGGGUAUGAGUGUAUAUUCGCCUGAGGGACCAGGCCUUGCCGUGCAGUGACCCUGCAGGGAGGAAAGUGUGGGACUGCUCUGGGAGAGACAUGCACGCUGAUACAGCGGUACACUGGCAUUCUGCUGAGCUCUGGCUUAACGCAGCCACAUUAAGUGGAGUAAGUGGGUCUGUGUUGACUAACUGACAGACAUUUUGUGAUGGAGUAUGUAACUGACAUCAUUACAGCUUGAAACUGUACCAAAGUAUCAGAUGUCAGUAAUACGCACAGACACACGCACAGACACAGACAUACAUGCACACGCGCACACACGUACACGCAGGCACACACUCACACACACACUCACACGCGCACACACACACACGCACACACACACACACACUCUGUGCGAUCAGAAGAACAGCACUUGUGGGGACACUGCAGAGUGCAGCAAGGCAGCAGGACUUUAAAAGGGAAGACCUGUGCCAGGAAUUUGUUCCCUCUGCCCCCCAUUCACUCUGCAAAGACAGCCCCAUGCGGAGGAAAGGACAAUGACAAGGGGAACGAGGUGAAAAAAGAUGACAAACGGACAAUGUGGACAAAAAUAUAUAAAUAUAUUUUCAUUGGAAUAAAUAAAUUAUGGAGAAUCUUUAACGACUCAAAGCCACAAACUUUGAAAAAUAUUUGACCUGCUGUUGUUACAGCUAUUAUGAUUGCUAUAAUUGUUAAACGUUGUCGCUAAUAAUUUUUUGUGUUCUUGAUUUUUUGGGAGACCCUGGAAAGAAAACAAUAGGGUAAGAAAGGUAGACAGGUAUGGUGUCAGUUAACCAGGGAGUGAUUUAGGUCAUUUUAUAAAAAACAUUUCUCAGACAACCAGAGCAGAUGGACGAAGGAAGAAUGUAAUAAUAAUAAUAAUAAUAUUAAUAUUAAUAAUAAUAAUAAUAAUAAUAAUAAUCAUAAUAGACAUCUCAGACUUAAAAAGAGCAUGUAUAAUGCCACCGAAACCAGCAUUAUUGGCACAACAACAAAUUAAGAUAUAAUAUGUGCUCUUUUUAAUUACCUUGGCCAGCACAAAAUGAACAUGCUAUCAUGUAAAUCUGAAGAGACUUGCUGUACCUGUGUAUAUAUUUACUCUAAAGCAAGAUCAAUUGGGUGAUUCAGUCCAGUGAGUUUAAUAUCAAGUCUGGAAGUUUAUUCUUUGUAUUUGAUUCUACCAAUUAAGCCUACAAUUGUUAUUAUGACCAAGAGUCGUGACAAGGUUUGUUUGUAUUAUUAUUAUUAUUAUUAUUAUUAUUAUUAUUAUUAUUAUUAUUAUUAUGUCAGAGUGAUAAAUAAAACGAAAUACUGGAAUUUAGUUUUUCUCAUUAAACUCAGACAGUGAUUUUUUUAAAUAACCUGUUUUAAGUGUCUGUCUUCACAGAAAAAGACAUUAAAAUGCGACAUGCAGCAAAAAAAAUAAUUAAACAAGAUCAACAGCGGCAAUGGAACUGGGCACUGCUAUAAGCGAAAAAACAUAACGACUCGCUACAAAAUGGAAAACAAUGACCCAUCUCUUCAUGAGCGAAAAGCCCCACCAUCUGCAGGUUAAAGCAAAGGGACAUGUCCUCGUCACCAUCCCCUCAGUUUCCAACCAGUCAAGGCCCUGUUUUCUUGUGUGUUUAAAACUAAAUUAAAUUGACGAGGAAUUGCUGUGGAUUACAAUGGAUUAUAACGAAACUUGAACGUCACGUGAUGUCGUGGGCAAACGGAAUGAAUGGACAGAGAAUAAUGCAAACCGAGGACAGCUUUUUCACGUUUUCGAAAAGGUAAGCCAUUCCAUUCUAUGAAAGGGACGAAAGACUGGAUUAAAAUGCCGUUGACUGAGAUUUUUUUAAUGAAAAAGGACAAAUAAAUAUAGUUAUAGAGAUUUUUUUGGAAAAACAAACAAAAAUGCUAUAAUAUUAGUGAGUGUUUUUUUUAUCUAGUUUUAUUUUUCCUUUUUUAAACUGUGUUAUUAUUUUACUUGUAAUAUUGUUAUUGUUAUUAUUAGCUUAUAUUAUGGUUAUUAUUAUGAAAAUUGUUAUGUUAGCAGAGGUUCUUUCAGCAUUAAACACCUGGCACACAAACUGGUACUGGGACUCUGUGAAA